AUGGUUAAAACGCUUGUGCAGCAGCCACGCAGCUUUUGGCAUUUGAUGCGCAUUCCCGUGCGUUUCUAUCGAACUAUAGGCGAGGAUAUCUAUGCGCAUCGCUCGACAAAUGCGCUGCACUCGCUGCUGCUCAAAAUGUAUCUCUAUGCAGGCUUUAUCAACUUCAAUUGGCUUGUUGUGGGCGAGCUGGUGAUGUUCUAUACGUCCUUGCAGGACUUUGAUACAGUGCGUGUGGCCAUUGCAGUGGCGCCCUGCAUUGGCUUCUCGCUGGUGGCGGAUUGCAAGCAGCUGACCAUGGCAUGCAAUAGGCAAAGAUUGAUCAAGCUGCUGGAUGAGCUGGAGGCAAUACAUCCAAAGACGCUGCAGCAGCAACAGUUAUACAAGCUGCCGAGCUUCGAGCGCACUAUGCAGCGCGUUAUUAAUAUUUUUACUUUUCUUUGCUUGGCUUACACUUCAACAUUUUCAUUCUAUCCAGCGAUCAAGGCAACUGUUAAGUAUCAAUUGCUUGGCUACGACACAUUUGAUCGCAACUUUGGCUUUCUCAUUUGGUUUCCCUACAAUGCAACGAACAACAAUUGGAUCUACUGGUUAACAUAUUGGGAAAUUGCGCAUGGCGCUUAUUUGGCUGGCAUUGCCUUUCUAUGCGCCGAUCUGCUGCUGGUUGUAAUCAUAACGCAACUCUGCAUGCAUUUCAAUUAUAUUGCCACUCGCUUGGAGUCCUAUCCGUGUCAUCCAGCUGAAGAUGCGCAAAAUCAAAACUUUCUGCGCUCUAUGAUUGAAUAUCAUAACAAAUGCUUAAGCAUCUGUGAAAACAUCAACGUCAUGUACAGCUUCUCACUGCUGCUCAACUUUCUUAUGGCCUCUAUGCAAAUCUGUUUUAUUGCCUUUCAAGUGAGCGACUCUACAAUUGAAGUUAUCUUGAUAUACUGCAUCUUUCUAAUGACCUCGAUGGUGCAAGUGUUUCUUGUUUGUUACUAUGGCGAUGCUUUAAUUGCUGCGAGCUUGCGUGUUGGCGAUGCGGCUUACAAUCAAAAUUGGUUUCAAUGCAGCAAAGUCUACUGCAGAAUGUUGAGACUUUUGAUAAUGCGCAGUCAAAGGCCGGCGACCAUAAGGCCGCCCACAUUUCCGCCCAUAUCAUUAGUAACAUUUAUGAAAGUAAUCAGCAUGUCGUAUCAGUUUUUUGCUUUGCUACGCACCACUUACUACAGAGAAUAA
Messenger RNA from Drosophila busckii, 1215 nucleotides. It is a transcript of the gene Or67c, whose product is annotated as odorant receptor 67c. The record is from RefSeq and is a predicted model, not a curated record. NCBI's taxonomy places the organism in Eukaryota, Metazoa, Arthropoda, Insecta, Diptera, Drosophilidae. Gene Ontology annotation, molecular function: odorant binding; olfactory receptor activity. Gene Ontology annotation, biological process: sensory perception of smell; detection of chemical stimulus involved in sensory perception of smell. The transcript has 4 exons. Bases 1 to 1215 code for a protein of 404 amino acids. Gene Ontology annotation, cellular component: plasma membrane.